AUGCUACGGUCGGAAAAUAACUCCAUCAAUUACGAAGGAUGGGCUCAAACUUUCCUUUAUGUUUCUGCCAAAUUGGGCUACACUGGCAUAUUUGAGAAACUGGUCAAACAAUACGGCGGUAUAAACUCUCUUGUGGAGGGAACCACUCCCUUUCAUAUCGCGUGUGGGUCGGGUAAUUUUGAUGUUGUACAAAUGGCCUUCGAGAUGGGAGGCAAUUUGAUGAGUCGGGAUUCAGAAGGCGAGAUGCCCGUGCAUGCUGUUGUGUGGGGAGAGGUUCAUGGCAAUUGGGACAUUAGUGGAACCCUCAGAUAUCUCAUUGGCAAAGGGACGUCCCUCAGAGCGACAACUGAACAUGGCAAAUCAUUGCUCCAUCUGGCAGCAGAAACGUCAAAUCUCCGUGCAAUAGAGUCUUUGGUUGGCGUUGAGGCUCGGUGUGAUGUCUUUGAUAACUUUGGAAACACACCACUGCAUGCUGCUUCUUGCACCGAAGAGCUCAUAGGACCAUUGGGACAUGAGCAUAGGCUUGAUUCUAUGCCAUUCUACCACCCUACACUUCGCCGCCGAGUCACCGAAAUCGAUUUGGCAGAUUAUUUCGAUGAGGAGGAGAUAGGUAGGGAAUAUUUUACCAAAAUCGAUGGGCUGAAAUUUUUCGAUCGCAAACCAAAGCCAGCUGAGCGUGGCAGCGUGGAUGCGGUGCUGAAAUUGUUGCGAUAUGGAGCUACAGUAAAUCGACAAAAUAACGAUGGUGUUUCGCCAUUACAUCUCGCAUCCCGGUGUGCGAAUGUACCACGAAUGCUGGCACUCCUAAGAAAUGGAGCGGAUCCGAACAUAAAAGACAGUUCUGGAUGGACAGCUCUCCGAUAUGCCAUCAGUGCUAAUUCGGGACCAGCAGUGCAACUCUGUUUGGAGCAUGGCGCGGACACGAGUGGCAGCGCGCUAGUUUCUAUGGGACAAGAGAGUGAAAUAAGGCUUACCAUUCUUGAACACAUCAAGUUCAUACGUGCUACUGAGCUGCUCUAUAUUCUGCGAAAGCACGAGGACCCUGAAUGUUCGGAUGAAAGCAUUGAGGGGCUCGGAAGUUUGCAGGAUCGAGGUGAAUACACUUUGGACAAUAUGCUCCUGAAACUUGAAAGAGAGAAGGAAAUGAGGGAAGCAGAAAUAAGGCGUCAUGUGGACCAAGCGAUGCGACACACCACGGAUGGACUGGGAUAG
Messenger RNA from Penicillium cataractarum, 1212 nucleotides. RefSeq names its product ankyrin repeat domain-containing protein. The coding region runs from base 1 to 1212 and encodes 403 amino acids. Gene Ontology annotation, molecular function: protein binding. Lineage: Eukaryota; Fungi; Ascomycota; Eurotiomycetes; Eurotiales; Aspergillaceae. The transcript has a single exon. The record is from RefSeq and is a predicted model, not a curated record.